This is a messenger RNA of Colletotrichum tamarilloi, 129 nucleotides long. RefSeq lists its product as uncharacterized. Lineage: Eukaryota; Fungi; Ascomycota; Sordariomycetes; Glomerellales; Glomerellaceae. Bases 1 to 129 code for a protein of 42 amino acids. The record is from RefSeq and is a predicted model, not a curated record. The transcript has a single exon.
AUGUCUCCAGGGAUCGCUUACCUCACCACAUCCCUGACCAACCAUCCUCGACCUAUCCGGACCCAGGUGUUUGGGGUACAUCGGCCGGCUGUGGCGUUUGGGCCUGGGUUUUGCACUUUGUACUCUUAG